Messenger RNA from Humulus lupulus (European hop), 814 nucleotides. RefSeq lists its product as uncharacterized. Lineage: Eukaryota; Viridiplantae; Streptophyta; Magnoliopsida; Rosales; Cannabaceae. The record is from RefSeq and is a predicted model, not a curated record. The annotation marks the transcript as partial. The transcript is spliced from 6 exons.
CUCAAAAUAGCCUCAAUCGUUUUUCUCUCACACUCACCAGCUCACCCGCUCGAUCUAUUCUCUCUCACACUCAGCCCUCUCGAUUUGUUCUCUCACUCAGCCUCUGCAAGAACUCAGCUCUCGUCUCUCUCCAUAACGUUGAGCUGCUCUCUUUCACACUCAGCCUCGGCAAGAACCAGGCGAUCCCGCCGACGCAAGAACCAGGCGACCCCCCCGUCGACGCAAGAACCAGGCCACCCCCCCGCCGACGCAAGAACCAGGCCACCCUGGGGUAAACUAGGAAAACCUCCAAUUGUUUAUGAGCUCUGGAGAACAGUACUACUCACACCCUUUAAGCUCAUCACAGUGUUCUUGCAUGAAGCAAGUCAUGCUAUUGCUUGCAAACUCACAUGUGGUCAUGUGGAGGGAAUCCAAGUCCAUGCAAAUGAGGGUGGCGUCACACAAACGCGUGGUGGUGUAUACUGGUUGAUAUUACCUGCAGGAUUGGACACUCCGUGGACUUUGUAUCGGAUUCAUCAUUUUCCUUGCUUUAAUUUGGGUUCUGCAAGAAAUGACAACAGUCUGUAUUCUCCGUCACGUUAUUCUCUUUAUAGGUGUGAUGAACAGCUUGUUUUCAGUAUAUGGUAUGUGCCACCACUCAUCUUUAGCAAGUAACCUAUUGAUUACCAAUUCUACACUUGUGUUUGAUAUUCAAAUACAUAUGACAGAUAUCUAUGAUGAUUUAAUAUCUUGAAGAGUCAACUCCAGUGAUGCUGAGAAGUUUGCUGAAAUUUGUCCUUGUUGCAAUGGAGUUGGAUGGGGAGUCAUAUGGUGA